Linnemannia hyalina is the source of this 1374-nucleotide messenger RNA. NCBI's taxonomy places the organism in Eukaryota, Fungi, Mortierellomycota, Mortierellomycetes, Mortierellales, Mortierellaceae. The record is from the annotation of a GenBank genome assembly.
AUGUCACACACCAUCCCAACCCUCAAGAGGGACUCCACAAGAAACCUCUGCGACCAGUUUACAAACAUCUUUUACGACGAUGUCAACCCUACCCUCGCAUCGUCCAUCGACAUCGCCCUCUCCCUCUCAAUCUCCCUUGCCGUCAAUGCGUCAAAGUCAUCCUCUUCUUCCUCUCCACUUGACCCACCUUCCGCUGCCGAAUACCCUUCGCCUGCUCCUUCCUCCCAAUAUUCCGACGACUCUCUCCUCCUCGACUCCCUCAGUCCCCCUUCCUCCCCCUGGUUUCCCUCGCUCCCAUCGUCGACCGAUGCUGCCUCCAAGGACCAUACCCAGACCUCCGAUAAUGAUGCUGCCGCUCCUGCUGACGAGGAGGUCGACUUCUUCCGCAACCCCUUCUAUCGCAGUCUUCAUGGUCAAGACCAUCAGGGCACAGGCAGUGUCCACCCGCAGUCGUUGUUUAUCCAGCCCAUUAAAAGAGUCUCUCUGCCGCUGGCGGUCAAGAGUGCUCAGCUCAGAUCAAACUCCGGCCAAGUCAGCCAGACUGCCGCACCUUCGGACCUCUUUAAUGUCUCGCUCGACCAGAUCCUCUCCGCAGAACCUUUGAAUCUUUCGAUGGAAACUCAGCAGCUUUUGUUGUCAGCCAUCGAAGGAGCUUUUACGAGUUCCCAAGAGGAGGAAGGGGGUGAUAAGCAACAACAAGGAAACUUGUCACAGGAGGAAUCUGAUAUGGUGGAGGACACUUUGACGUCAGGAUCCCUCUCUGCACCGGAAAGCGACGAAGAUGACGAGUUUGAAGCGAUGGCGCGUGCUGAACAUGGACAACUCGAAUCGGAUUGUGGCGAUCACUCAGACCCGGACUACCGCGAGUCUACUCGUGUCAAGCAGAAAAUGAACCGAUCGGUUGCGGUGACCAAGAAGACUCCUCGCGGUGGUGCCUCCACAACCGGCAAGGCUCCUCGUGCCAGAAAAGGAACCUACAAGCGCAGCCUCAAAGUAUACCCCCAACGUCGGCCCAAGUCCCUCAUCAAGCAGGAGGAGCUUGACGAGAACGAUGUCGAGAUCAAGAACGAGCUCGCGAAGGAUCAGGGUAUCUUGCUUCCUGGAGGAUUCAAGUUGCCGUUGGACAAGGACGGGUACCUGUGCGAGUUUUGUCCAAAGGAGCGGUUUGGACGCGUGCAUGAUCUGAAGAGACAUCAGAUCUCGAAGCACAACGAGCGGACCUGGCCCUGCGACUUUUGUCACCGUCCCUUUGUCCGUCGCGAUGCGUUGCUCCGACACUAUGCUGUCAAGACGGCCCGUAAGGAUGGAGUGCACCCUACUGCUGAGGAUGUCGACCGAUUGUCUGAGGCUCGAGCCCGUGCUCGACUUAUCUAG